GAUCUUUGGGGUUUUCGACUCCUUUCAGGACCAAUCGGAGCUUUGGGGCGUCUUCCAGAGGAGGAGACUCUGGAACAGUGCACUGGGUACAUACACAGCGCUAUAAAAGCCAGAGGAUCGCCAGCGAGCCUCCGCUUCCAGAUCCAACUUCAAGCCCAACUGUCAGGAAGACACGAAGGCUCGAGUGCAGAAGGUGGGAGACAAAUAACCAGCCACCGUUUAAAGUGUCAAAACAACUCCUCCAAAACUCCUCCACGUCCCAUUUUAGGACGUUGCAGAGUUGACCCAGUGUAGUAGGUUCUGGGGGGUAAAUAAGGGGAUUGUGUCUGGGGAACGCUGCAGAGAGAAGACAGCCCCUGAUGUCUUCCAUCGAUGCCACUCGGGUCUUUGACCCGUACGUGCGGGUGAUACAAGAUGCUAACUUCACGCAGUUGAUCUGGGACAAGUCCUUACUGCAGCCCAUGUGGGAUUACAUGCGCCGACACCACCAGGACACCAUCCGCUCGCCUCUCUUCCCCGUGAUCAUCUCCGUCUCCACAUACUUCAUGGUGUGUACAUUCUACAUGACAUUGGACUUGCUGGCGCCCAAAUGCCCGGCCAUCAACAGGUACAAGAUCCACCCGGAGCAGCACGUAGCGUGGGCGGACAUCCUCAAGACCCUGUGGCACACGGGCUACAACCACAUUAUCUUCGUCUUCCCGGCCGCCGUGUGCCAGUGGUACUAUCGGCCCCCCAUCCCAUUGCAAGACGAGGCGCCGCUUCUCUCCGAGUUCCUGGUCGGCAUCUUCGGCUGCACCAUCCUCUUCGAUUUCCAGUACUAUUUCUGGCACAUGAUGCACCACAAGGUGAGAUGGCUCUACACCACUUUCCACGCCAUCCACCACGAGUACUACGCCCCUUUCUCCUGGUCCACCCAGUAUCUGUCCUCCUGGGAACUGAUCAGCCUAGGGUUCUGGGCCACCAUCGACCCGCUCAUCCUACAGUGCCACCACCUGACCGGCUUCACCUUCAUGGUCUUCAACGUGUGGAUCUCGGUGGACGACCACAGCGGCUACGACUUCCCCUGGUCGCUGCACAACAUCGUCCCGUUCGGGCUGUGGGGAGGCACGGUCAAACACGACGCCCACCACCAGAAACCCAAUUGCCACUUCGCCCCUUUCUUCUCCCACUGGGACUGGCUGUGCGGUACUUGCUGUGACACCAAGCGCUCGCCAGCCGUGCAGGAAAUGGAGAAGAAGCGGGGCAAAAAGAAGAGACAUGUCUAAGAACAAACAGAAAAACAGACAGAGAAAGGAGAGAGAAAAAAAAAUCUCGCCAGAACUGUACCUUACCUGCGUGAAACCCAGACGUGGGAUGAGCCCAGAUUGGAGAGGACAGAGAGACUGUCAGUGCAUUGGUAACAAAAAAAAACUCUUAGCUGCAGGAAUACUCUGCAGUUCCCUUUCACAAUAUUUAUUUGGCAUAUUUUAAAACGAUAUUUUGAAGCUACGCCCAGUGCGACAGUAAAACGCGUGAUCUUUGUUGUAUUUACCGUUAUAUAUGUUGACCUGACGGCGUGCCCGCGGGGUUUGGAAAUGUAUGGGGACUCAGCGGUCAGCGGGUCGGGCAGUAUCUAGGGAGGGAAUGGGCAGGCGAUUUAUUGUAAUAAGUUGGGAAG
Leucoraja erinaceus (little skate) is the source of this 1657-nucleotide messenger RNA. RefSeq names its product cholesterol 25-hydroxylase like 2 (gene ch25hl2). Lineage: Eukaryota; Metazoa; Chordata; Chondrichthyes; Rajiformes; Rajidae. The transcript has a single exon. The coding region runs from base 360 to 1265 and encodes 301 amino acids. The record is from RefSeq and is a predicted model, not a curated record. Gene Ontology annotation, biological process: sterol biosynthetic process; cholesterol metabolic process. Gene Ontology annotation, molecular function: C-4 methylsterol oxidase activity; steroid hydroxylase activity; iron ion binding.